AUCUUUCUCAGGCAUUUUUCUCGUAUAUUUGAAGGCAUUCCAGUCUUGGCCUUGGGGGUUGCCAGACUAUUUCCUGGCAUUGUGAGAAAUUUAACAGUCCAGGGGUUUCAGGCACAUGUUUUUGUUUAGCAACCACAUACUUGCAUGUGAAGAGCUUGUUUUUAUGCGCUGGAUGGAACUAUUUUGCGAGUCGAAGACAAUAGUACAGGUUUUUCUAUUUUCUUGAACAUUUCACUCAGGCCUUGAUGGUGUUUAUUUUGUGGCGGGCUGACAAAGAGAGUCACACUGGCCAUAAAACACCCUCUGUCGCUUUGAUUCUCUGCAAGAUUUUUUCCUUCAUUUGUUUGACUAUUGUUGGUGGCUCUGUGAAGUCGAAAUGAACCGUCUCUGGAUUAGUGUCAUGUUACCAAACUAGACAUGUUUGUAUCACUAGAGUCAGUUCCACAUGGGGAAAUAUUAUUGUAAGUAAUAAAAAGCAGCUGAAAAAGUUAUCUUUUCUUUGCAAGUGUAAGAGUAAAGAGCAGGGGAAAAAAAAAAAAAAAGUGCCACACCAGCGUUCAUUUACUGAAGGGAAACUCAACCAGGUAGUGUACUUCCUUUUUGAAAGAGCAUCGGUCAUCCAACCCAAAUACGCUCAAACAAUUUACAGUAUUCACUCACCAUCGCUGCCGAUCAAGUAGCUGAGAGCACUUUCAAGUUGUCCGAGACUGAUUAUUUAUAAACCUCAGAUUCCUCCCUGCUGAGCUACAAAAGCCCCAGUGUUUAUACCGGCUGGCAAGUUGAGAGCUUCUGAUAAAGGAGAGAGCUCGAAUACUAUAGUUUCACAGAGGGCCCUGAGAACAGAAAGAUGUGGGCACUGACUGACAAGGGCAGCUGAAAAAACCACGGCAUAGAGAAAGCUCUCUGUUCCACUGUCCCUCUCAGAAUAAAACGCUGUUCUUCUUGAGCUGUGCUGCCCACGCAGGCUCACAAAAACAACAAGGAGACAGUUCAGUUUUCUUGUAACCUCCCAUCAGACCUGUGGAGGCAAUCACCCCGGGCUAAUGCAGAAGUUUACUGACCUGCUCACAGGCACUUUUGACCCCGUGUCCUCAAGUAACAGCUCGACUGAUGAAGAAAAAACAAAUCAAACACCAACCAGAUUUAGAUUUUAAAGGAUUUUUCCAUCUCUGUAAAUAUACUGAUUAUUCAUUUAUAAGUAGCAAUACAACUCUAGCUUUACAAGUCCCGCAUUUAAAAUGUUACAGGGGUGAAAGCACACAAGCAUUAGCACUAAAAUGUACUUAAAUAAAUCGCUUCAGUUUUAUAAUAUUACCAAGUAUCACAUCAUCGUACUAUUAUUAGUUAGAUCAUCAUAGGGUUUGUAGCUUGAUCUGCAAAGUAACUUGUGACUAUAUAAAUAUAGUGAAUUAAAAUAUUUCUUUAAUUUAAAAAUAAAAGAGCAGUUGCUGAGUAAAUGUGUGUAGUUAUAUUCCACCACUGAUGCUGUGAGCGGUUGUACGGGGUUUGAGAAUUCACGAAAAUACAUUUCGAGGCCUGGGAUCUUUAUUCAUCACAUCACAGUGUGGCAAAAAAAAAAAAAAAAAAAAAGUCUUAACUCAUAAUGCAACUGAUAACUUUCUUUUCUUUAUUUGCAAAUUUUCGAAGUUGAUUUGGGAAAUGGCUUUAAGAUUAUUUAGUUAUAAUAUUACAUUUUUAACUCUUGCUCACAGAAUAUCUCAGAACAUUUAUUUUAAGCGUGUAUCCAUUCAUCAAGAUCCGUUGAGCACAUAAUAAAGUCUUGAUGAAUUCCCUCACAAACCAGUGUUGAUCUGGCUGAUUCUUUAACUGUAAGAGCAGACAAAGGAGUGGGAGGAGCUGGGCUGGAGGCAGUGGGAGGAGUUACUUCAGCUGCUCUCCACUCAAAGUACAAAAACUGUCUGCCAUACAAGCACAAAGGAGAAGUAGGAACUCUGAGGAUGGUGUGUGCCGGGCAAAAUCCCUGAAGCUGUCAGCAAGAGAGACAAGCAGAGGGAGAGAGAGAGAAGUAGAUACUGAGUGACUCAGCUGGUUCGAAAGAGAAAGAAAGAGGGGGGACAGGAAACAGACCCUGAGUAGAAGCAGUCACACUCACACGCACACACAUACACAAACACACGCAUGGAGAGAAGGCGCUGAACUACCAGCUUCAGUUCUGGUCGUGUGGAGAAGCCUUGUGGUUUGUGGUCAGGACCUUGUGAGAAGUGGAAAGCUGAGGACAACUUUGCUGCUGUGGAGCUGAAAAGGACAAAAACAACCGGACUGAAUUUUGUUAAAGUGGAGGGAUUAUGCCAUGAGGACAAUUUCUAACAGACCUGGAUGUGGAUAUACCAUCAUUCCCAUUUGCGUAGCCAGCAGCUCGCAGUGUUUGGGGACUUCCUGAGUGAAAAGGUGGACACAUCUUGUGUGACUGAUUUAUCUGAGUAAGUAAAGCUCAGUCUGCAACUCGUGGGGGUGCAGCCUGGUGGAGAGAUAGGGCAGGGGGAGGGGAGGACGCUCCAGCCUGAAUCUCUGUCCUCUGUGAGGGACUCUUUUCAACAUGAGGUAACCCCCAAAAUAACUAACAUCAAUACACAGGAGGGAAUCAUGUUGACCAUGUGCAGUGGCCCUCUCUAACCUGGGCAGUGGUGUUGGGGAAGAAAUCUUUGCGCUGAUGGCCUGAGUGUCUUUCAGAGCAUCCUGUUCUCUGCCUUUCUAUCCAUUCAUGGUGGAUUUGUUGUGCGGGGAAGCCCUUUCAUUAUAUAGCUAUUACAUAACACACACCCCUCAUCCCUCCACUCUUUGUCUCUCAGAAUGUACAACAACACCCCCUCGACUUACAGUUUAACCGCAACAUGGGUGGACAAUAACUCAGCCAACAGCUCUGCUGCCAACUGCAGCAAGAACGAUGGGUUCAAGUACCCUUUGUACAGCACCGUCUUCAGCAUUGUGUUUGUGGUGGGGCUGAUCACCAACGUCGUGGCCAUUUACAUCUUCGCCUGCACUCUGAAGCUGAGGAACGAGACCACGACCUACAUGAUGAACCUGGUGUUGUCUGACCUGCUGUUUGUCUUCACGCUGCCUCUGAGGGUCUUCUACUUCAUCAACCAGAGCUGGCCCUUUGGCAGCACGCUGUGCAAGGUCUCCGUCUCCUUGUUCUACACCAACAUGUACGGCAGCAUGCUCUUCCUCACCUGCAUCAGCGUGGACCGCUUCCUGGCCAUCGUGCACCCUUUUCGCUCGAGGACGCUCAGGACUAAACGCAAUGCUAGGAUAGUGUGCACCGCUGUGUGGGUGCUGGUUCUGUCAGGGAGCCUCCCCACGGGGUUCAUGUUGGAGACCACCUCACAAGACAACAACAAGACGAACGCUACCUUCUGCUUCGAGAACUUCUCCUCCAAGCAGUGGAAGGCUCACCUGUCCAAGGUGGUGAUCUUCAUAGAAACGGUGGGCUUCCUCAUCCCGCUGCUACUGAACGUAUGUUGCUCCAUAAUGGUGUUGCAGACGCUGCGUCGCCCCCAGACUAUCAGCCGUGGGGGGAAGCUGAACAAAACAAAGAUCCUGCGCAUGAUAAUUGUACAUCUCCUUAUUUUUUGUUUCUGCUUCAUCCCCUACAAUGUAAACUUGGUGUUCUAUGCUCUGGUCCGCACCAAAACUCUAAAAGGCUGCUAUGUGGAGUCUGUGGUCCGAACCAUCUACCCAGUAGCCCUCUGCAUCGCUGUAUCCAACUGCUGCUUUGAUCCCAUUGUUUACUAUUUCACCUCAGAGACCAUCCAGAACUCUAUGAAGAGGAAGUCGGCUGCGGGCCGCGCGUACGAUGUCAAGUUCUCCGAGGCCCUGCAGUCAGAAACCAGCUCCAACCUGCAGUGCAGCCUGAAGAACCUGAAAGCUAAAGUCUUCCAAAAUGAGUCUUCAGUGUGACAGUGGGGUUGUAUUAAAUUCCAUAGUCAGACAAACCUCCAUGAGAUCACAGGAAUGGAUUUUAUUUUGGAGUGCUUUGUGAGGCACCUGCCAAAGAAAUAUUAUCUAAUCUUAGUCUUUAUCUCAGGGCAAAUGUUUGGACCUCUGCUCUGCAGUAUUACUGCUACAUGACCUCGCAUUCGCAUGUGUGGAUUUAUUACUUUAUUUAUUACUACUUAUUCAUUUCCCUCUCCUGUGGAAAUUGUGUUAAGCACAAUUACUCUGCCAGUGACCUGGAAGGGAAUGUGAUCACUGAACAGCAGGACAGUUAUGAUAUUGAAUGCCAAAUGUGCCGCUGUAUCUGAACAUUUCUGUGGUAAGUUGUGGUGCUAACUUUAGAAUAGUAUCUAUUAAAUUAACAUAAAGUUAUAUCAAGCUAUAAAUUGUACAGGGCUUUGUUUUUUUUUUGUUUUUUAUGGUGAAUUACAAAUAGGUCACAGAAGUGCCUUUUUUUUUUUUUGUUCUGGCGGCAUUUCAUUGUAGACUGUAUUAAAUAGUGUUAAUUGCCAUUAAAUGCACUGACAUGGAAUUCCAGAUACUGCACUCAUGCCACAGUGAUGAAUAAAAGUCAUGUACUGUCUAAAACAAGCGAAA
Messenger RNA from Seriola aureovittata, 4551 nucleotides. RefSeq names its product lysophosphatidic acid receptor 6a (gene lpar6a). Gene Ontology annotation, biological process: phospholipase C-activating G protein-coupled receptor signaling pathway; positive regulation of Rho protein signal transduction. The record is from RefSeq and is a predicted model, not a curated record. Gene Ontology annotation, molecular function: lysophosphatidic acid receptor activity. The transcript has a single exon. Gene Ontology annotation, cellular component: membrane. NCBI's taxonomy places the organism in Eukaryota, Metazoa, Chordata, Actinopteri, Carangiformes, Carangidae. The coding region runs from base 2812 to 3918 and encodes 368 amino acids.